This is a messenger RNA of Haliotis rubra (blacklip abalone), 8600 nucleotides long. Its product is annotated as spatacsin-like. NCBI's taxonomy places the organism in Eukaryota, Metazoa, Mollusca, Gastropoda, Lepetellida, Haliotidae. Gene Ontology annotation, biological process: axo-dendritic transport; chemical synaptic transmission; synaptic vesicle transport. Gene Ontology annotation, cellular component: dendrite; synapse; cytoplasm. The record is from RefSeq and is a predicted model, not a curated record.
UGUAACGCAAAGGAGUAUGUCAAAUAACACAUGCUUACAGUGCCGUUUGUGCAAAUUGUGUAAUACAGUUAACAUCAGAGAAAAUGCAAACUUGUGUAUUUGUCCAAAAAAUACAUGGCUUACCGUAUAUGAUGACAACAACUGUCUCAGUGUGACAAGAAUCCAUAAGCAAUCGAAAGAAGGCGUGAGUCACUUCGCCCUCCAAAAUGUGACAAGUUUUGCCUGGAGACCAGCUGGAGGGGACAGCCUAUGUGUGGUUGACACUGAGAUGACCAUAGCCCAGUACUCCUUAAAUGGCCCAGCACCCACCAUCAGCCACCGCUGGACCUUCCACGAACUGCAGACAGAAAUAAUCUCAAAAGUAGCUGAGGUGUCGACAUUAGACACUCUCUCCCUGGUUCACUGCACGUCCACUACAUGCCUCCUGCUUGUCAAUGCCAGCAUCUUCGUCUCCAUCAAGCUACUGGAUGACGGACACUGCCAACAUGUGGCCACUUUGGCUAUUCCUGGAAGUAGUCAGAGUUGUCUACCUUUGUUCCAAAUUGUUGCCGAUCAGUUGGUGGUUCUGGCAGAGAAAACUGAAGCUCUUUACAUCUUUGACAUUGUUGCUGGUCGCUUGUGGUGUCAUGUUGAUUUACAAUUCUCAAAACUUGAUCCAGCCAAUCAGAUGCAAUGGAGAAUAUCACAUGAUUUCCACAGACUGAUUCUGAUUGGUCAGGACUGGAUGCUCCACACACUGGCCCUUGACGCCUACAUCAAAGCUUAUCCUAAAUGUCUUAAAGUGGAGCCCUCAGUAUUUCAUCCUUACCGAGACAGGACAUUUCGACCAAACCACUCCACUUGUCGUCAUGGCGAUUCUACAUGGAGAGAAAAGUUAUUAAAUCUACAUGAAGAAAAGCACCUCAACCAAAGCAGUGGAAAAUACUUCCAGAGUAAAACAAGAAGCGAUACAAGACGCAACAGGAAGCAUGUAACAGGCUUCAAAUCAAUAUAUUCAGUUGGUGGAGCACUGAGUGAAACAAUUGUAGAUAGUCAUGAGUUGCCGUCGGAGAUUCACCAGUACACAGUAGUGGACAUGGCCGUGAGCAGGUUCACUCUGACUCUUUCAUUGGCCGAGAGGGCAGCUGAGGGCAGCAGGGCGUUAUGUGUGAUAGACACCGCCUCACACAAUAUUCUUAUGAAAAGUAUCUCCAGCAAUCAGAGAAUCGUGUUGUCCUCCACGCCAGGCCACACCCACCUUGUCGUCAGCGAUGUCUUUGUCUUCCAUGUUGUUACUGAAGCUGCUAUAGAGCAGGAAGACCUUGUCAGCAAGCUGAUGCUGUAUGGUGGCGCCACUUCUGCUGACAUGUUGUGUGACUUCAACAAGUGGGGGCGCUGUACGGUGCCAGUUCACACGUUGCAGAUCGGGAUACAACAUCGGCAGCUUGACACUGUAGCUUUCUUCCUGAAGAGCAAGGAGAACUUGUUCACAGCCAACAAACAGAAGCCGUCUGUGUCCCCGGUGUCUGCUGGGGAUGAGUCCAUGCUGUGGACAUCCCAACUCUGCCACUACGAUAGUGUGAGGCAGUUAGAGCCAGCCCUGUCCUUUCUAGUCCAAGCUGUGAGAGAAAAUGUGAAUGAUCAGCAGUCACGUGACUUUGCCAACAAACUCUUGACCUUGACCUUAGAGUUUCUGUAUGGCCUUGUCCACAAUGGUCUGUCAGUUCACAGGGGUCUGGGCCAGACCGAGCAUGACCAGGAGGAGAAAGGUGACCUUGAGAAAGCCAUUGACCUGUUGAUGGGAUAUAUUGCUCAACUACGCCAGUGCCUGACGUUGGUGGAAUUGACACGUGCCAAGUUGAUCGUCAAGGCAUCCGAUGCCCCAGAUGGACUGACUACUAACAGCCUGGAGGAGUCUGAAUGGUCAUGUUUGACAGCAGAGGAUGCUGUGGAGGCAGCAACCUUGAAGAACCAACUUCUUCUCCUGCAGUCACACAUGUUAAUGAGAGGUGAUACAGGUGUCGCCAGGUAUGAACAACUCGUUAAGAACUGCAUGGACCAGGUUCUACACUACCUAAGCAACAAAGAUAUGAAUAAAGCAAAGAAGCUUUUAGGUAAUAUGGGUUUUGAUGUCUCAGCCAAACUGUGGACCCUGGCAGAGUGUGUGAAGUCUCGCAACCUCCAAAUGUUCAUAUCAUCGGAGCUCCACAGGACUGGCAGUCUCUCCCCAGAGGAGGCCAGUGAAGUGUCCUUCCUGCAGCAGCUGUACCAGCUCUACCCAUGCAGCUCCUUCAACCAAGCCAUGCUCACCGCAACGGGACACCGCAGCAGUGCAUGGUCAGAUGAAACUCUCUUGGCAUCUCUACUGAACAAAACUAGUCAUGAGGUGAACACUGUCUGUGGAGAUAUUGGUGAGCAAGGGCCUCAGAAUUGUCCAGAUGGACUAUAUGCUGAGAUUAUUUUGACAUGGAUACGAUCUUGGGACCAAGAAACAAGGGAGAGAAUUCUGUUAGAAGCACAGAUUGGAAGGGAUGAUUUCAUCAUAGAAAUGUAUCCAAACAGAAAAUUGUUAUGGAAGUACCUCUUGAGCCACAAUCGCCAUGACGAUGCACUGACCUUACUUGACCUCAUGAUCAGAGAGGUCACUGAAGAUGGCAGCAGUUGUAGGCAACGUCAAGACUGCAUCAUUGACCUUUACAGUGACCUUGACCUCUGCAAUGAAUCAAUGCAGAUGGACAUUACUUUGCGGCUAAUGAUGAAAGGUUUUUUGGGGAGUGAGAUACUGUCUGACUUUCCCAUUUUAAUGAAGCACCUGUCAAAAGUGGGAGGGGUGUUGUGUUCCCCCCAACCCCUACAGCACCUGGAUCAACACACACUCCAACACUUCCACCAUCACUUCCUGGCCUACUGCACCAGACACCAGCUCGUCCUGCCGCUAUGGAGAUAUUGCUCGAGACACAGACUGCAGCUGGACAAGAUCGACGUUGACAGCCAAGACUUGAAGACAUGGCUGGCCAGUCUGCAGCAUUUCUUCACCAUCUGUCGCAGCCCGGAUGACUCGGAUGCUGUAUACCAGGCAAGUCUCAUGUGUGCAGCCAGUGUGUGGAAAAUGGAAGAACCUUCCCUAGCUGACCUCAUUACACAAGAUCAUGUGAAUGUUGCCAUAGCAACACUUCCAUAUCUGCCGACACCUUUGCUUCAGACAUCGGAUGUGUGGAGACCAGAGAUCUUCGGGAACAUGGACCAGAACCUACUGCAGGACAAGUUGAAGGCGUUCCCCAAACUGUACUCCGCUCUGUUCCCCACCGGCUCCAUAGCUUCCCCUCGCAUCGAUGUCAACGUCUACCAGCUGCUCAUGGGAAGUGCGCCACUAGACCCAAGACGAUUGUUUGGUUGGCAGGAUGGAAACACAGUAGCUGGAGAAGAGUGCCAGAGUUUUCUGCCGUACUUCUCCCAGUCCGACCUGGUGUCUCAGUUUGCCUACUCUGAGAAGAUCCGUUACAUAUACUACCUCAAACAUGGCCGACCUACAUAUGCCUUUCUCUCCUUCCUGGCAGAGGAGAUUGACUCAGGGGCAACAACUAUUAGUAACAAGAGGAUAAACACGGUGUGUGGAGUGGCAUUAUGGAUGGCAGUGAAGAACUUCACCAGUGCCGAAAUCACAAGUGCAUGUGUAACGUUUGUGGAGAUGAUUGACCAGGACAGCCUGCCACUGCGAACAUACAUUCAAGUAGGUGUGGAGAUUCUCGCCUACAAGAACAAUGGCAUUAUGGGUACCAUUGACAAGAGGAAGGAGUUGAUGCACACAAAUGAAGAAGAAGUGGUGGACCUCCUGCUGAACUGUGUAAGGAGGCGGAGAAGGAACGGCCCCAGUGUGGUGGAAGCCUUGGAGAAGGCUACUGCAGACAGCAUCAUCAAGAAGGGCAUCAACAGUACAAGUUUCGAGGCUGCCCACCAGUGGCUGUUGACCGUGACCCUCUGCCACCUGCUCCAUCUACCUCUCACGGUCUUCCUGGAGGAAUGUGCCCAUGCUGAUAAAUGGCUGCCCUUCCUCUGGUUUGCCCAGCUGCAUCAGUUCCCUAAACAACAGUUGCAGGGCCUACUUCACCAGUUCCGCAGUCGACAUCUACGCGAACACCUCCACUAUGUCAUAGAAAAUGCAGAUGCAAAGUCUGUCAUGCUGCGAAGGAAGUUGUCCGAAACACCCAGUGACACCCAGACAAGGGGCUCUACGAAGGAUGCCAGAUCCUCACUUUAUGCUAAGAUUGGCCUAUCAAAGGGGAGAGGUAAUGCAAGCAGUGAUGAGGAGGACCAUGCUAGCUUGACCUCCACCCAGGGAGAGGUACUGGCUCAGGAUCAAACACAGCCAGUUGACCUGACGUUGACGGAAGAGUCGGCGGGGGAGGAUGUGUUCCAAGUGGUGUUCUCGUCACAGGCGGCCGCCUCUCCAUGGAAGUCCCUCCUACAAGCAUCUGUUGUCCUCCGUAACUCUCUGUUUGCUGAACUGGCUGCAUGUCAAGAGGAUGCUUCAGUGGCUGGCUGUUUGUGUGGAUGGUUGGUGGCCAUGAUGGAUCGUACUGAGCAUGCUCAGUUCCUAGAGGCUCAUGGGAAAUCAGCCUCAGUUUGGAAUAUGGCAGAGCUUGAAAUUCUGAUUGACCUUUACAUUGGCAAACAUUGGGAAUAUACUCUUGCUACAGGAUUUGACAUAUUUCAAACCAACUCACCACUGCUCCCGUUUUUGAAGUUCCUGGCUGAGUUAACACAGGGAAGGAACUACAGCAUCUGCACUGGUCUUCUUUGUGAUUUCAAGGAUGCAAUGUCAAAUUACCCUGAGGGAAGAUUGGAAUCUUCACAGCAGUUAAUUUUGGGGAACUCCCAUUGGCUAGAAAUGACAGCCAAUCGGCUGCUACAACGUCAGUUGCGUCACACUUCCAAUCUGUAUGAGGCACUGCAACUCGUCAAAUUAUUGGAUCAAGAAAAUAUUGCUCUUGUCUUCAGUUUUGAUGUGCCCGACUACAGCCGUCUCCAUAAGUUAGUGCGUAUCCUGCAUGCCAACCAGCUGGACACAGUGGCCUUCCCAGCAUUCCUACAGCAGGAAGAUGGCAGUCGUAGAGAGAUGGAGAAGACCAUCAUCCUGCUGAUUGAGAGGAAGGCAUUUGGUGAUGCGUACAAGUUCGCCCGGCUCUCUAACCUGUCCUGUGACGACAUCACCUUAAAGGAGACUCUGGUGUGGAGGUCAAAGGUUGCCAGGGCCCAGUUCUGGAGGUCAUGUAUGGAAAAGUUCAGACUGAAUCAGAUCUCGCCAUCUAGUGUCAUAGAUUUCUUCAAACUGGAAGCAGAAGCAAUUGGCAGCAUGAGUGAGAAGGCCGGUAUCUACCAGCUGUGUCUGGAACUGAUGACGGGCAGCGAGGACACAGACAGCCUGUAUGACCGGGUUCACAGGCAGAUGUGGCACUGUCGCAUACAGGCCAAGAUCUCACAACAAAAGGGGGAGAGUGAGGAGAGUAGCGAGCCUGUGGAGGAGAUCCUGUCUGUCACGGAGGCCACAGACAAUGGGAAGUCAUCAGCAGAUAAGUCCGAGCUUCUCUGCCUGGGAAAGAUGCCACCCAGUAGAAGACAGUCACAUGUCUCACCUGAGGAAACACAAGCUCUUAACUCACUGAUCGGACAGUUACUUGAUGAGGGCAAGAUUCGUGAGAGUUGCCAGGUGACCAGCGUCUUUUAUCACUACAGUCAGGAUCUUGCCAUCAUCCUUACAUGUAUACGGCUCAGUAAUGACACUGUUACUCGAGAAACAAUGGAACCUGAGAUAAGGAGUCUUCUGACAAUAGACAGAAGGUCAAGGUCAAGCCUUGGAUCAUUCUCUGGGUUUAGUCGCACAUCAAGUUCUGUCAGUCUGGCAACUGCCUCUACAUCCUGGGACUUUCUGCCUGUUGAGAAGGAAGAUGCCAUUGUUGUCAUGGAGAAGCUACUUGGGCACUGUAACCAUGGGCAACAGUGCUGCCUGAGGAUAAUCACCGCAUUUAAAGUUGCAUGUGUGCUUGAUGUGGAAUAUGCACAAGUUGUUAAUAAAGAGGAGUUUUCAGUCCUGGAUGAGCUACUGCGGACAUCGUAUCCCCAGCGGUUUAUCCUUGCCAGGGACUAUCUGAGCACCAGUUGUUUGUCAGAUGAGCAGGUCGCUAGCUUCCUGUCUGUAUCCAUCAUCAAGGCUCUCAAGGUCAGCAUGGGAGGACAGUCGGGUCAAGGUAUGAGGGCAUCCAGCCCUCGAGAUAUGAUGUUCAACCCUAUUGAGAAGAUCUCCAUGUUUGACCAGUUCAUCAAGCUGUGUAAGGAGCCCUCCCGCCUUGGGGAGAACCUUCUGGAGGCCUCCCUGGCCGUGGGCGACUGCUCCGAUGACCUGCACUCAAAUGGCCAGACCCUGGCGAUACAGACCGAGCUUAUGAUCAUGGCGCAUGACUGUCACACUGCAGCCUGCAACAUGGAAGGCAUCUCACACGUGCUGCGAGCUGCACGCAUCUGCACCGACAGUCUCACCCACGCGGAGGAGUUUUCCCUCAUGAUUCGGCUGCUGACUGGUGUGGGCCGGUUCAAUGAGAUGACGUAUAUCUUCGAUGCCUUGAAACUCCACCACAAGUUCGAACUGCUGCUGGGGAAGGGGAUGGAGAGGGGUGACAACUUGAAGACAGCGGUCCUGGACUACCUGAAACGCUUCCACCCUGAGGACAAGGACAGCUACACGAUGGUGGCUCACAAGUUUAUGAUGCAUCGGGAGAUUGCACACAUGCUGGAGGAGUAUGGCUGCCGGAACCUGAAGGCCCUCAAGAACAAACCGUUAGAAAACAAUCGAGAUGUUCAGGACAACCUUAAGAGAAGUGCCCAGUACUUCUCUGAUGCUGCCGAGAGCUAUGUAAAGGACAGCUGUCUGCGUCAUGCACAUCAGUGUCUGCGGCAAGCGCGUCUGCUGGAGCUGCAACUUCAGCACCUUUCUUCAGGUGUCCAAGUAGUCAACCUCUCCCCAGAGGGCGUAACAGCUCUCAUCUCACAACACCCCAAGUUUGUUGAGUCUCUGAUUGUCAGCGAGGCUUAUGGGAAACGUGCCAACUGGUCUGAGGCCAUCUAUUACAACGUGAUCCUGAAUGGCGACUUCCGCUACCUCCAGGAUCUGCGGUCACACAUACGCCUCAAAGCUGCCAUGAUCCAGGAGGCCAUCGGCAGGUUCCAGCAGUCAGUGACCAGUGCCCCUCAACAACACCUGAACAACAUCAAGAAGCUGCUGCCUUUCUGCAAGGAUGUACGCAUGCAGUACAACAUAGCCAAGGAUCUGCAGUUGAAUGAUGUUGUUACCUCCAUGUUGAAGAAUGACACAUGGAGUUAUCUGACGGAUGUUGUGGCCAUGUCCUAGAGCUGUGUGUUGCCUCUGUCUCAUUGUCUUGCCAGUACUGUGCAGUGAGUGGUGCAAGCUUUACAGGUGAUAAUGUUGCUUAUUUUCAGAGAAAAUGUCAAAGCAAAAUGAAGUGGAGCAGACAGAAAUGUGUGACAUUCACUGGUCCUUUGUCCAGUUGUUUAACAGUAUUAUCAUGUUGCCAUUGUACUGACAGGUGAAAUAGGUACCGGUACAGAUUUCAUUGGGAUGUUUGUCAUAAAAAUAAUAAUGUGUGUAUGUCAGUUGUGUGAGACUGAAAACCCAAGGUGCAUGCUCAAAUCACUAACUUUAUAACUACAGUCAGUUAAUAAGUGUGCAUCGAUUUUCAUUCUGAUGUUUUCCUGGGAAGUACACAACCCAAGGUGUUUUGUCAAGCACUAGAAGGUUAGCUGUACAUAUGUACACAUGUGGUAUGGAAGAUAUAUACAAUCUGUGAAGAUUUGACAUGUAAUGUAUAUACCAUAUGUACAGAUGUGGUAUGGAAGAUAUAUACAAUCUGUGAAGAUUUGACAUGUAAUGUAUAUACCAUGUGUACAGAUGUGAUAUGGAAGUUAUAUACCAUAUGUACAGAUGCGAUAAAUAAUAUAUAGAUCAUGUUUACAAAUAUUAUGUGUUUUCUAUGUAUUAUAACUAUUAUUAAACUAGUCCACUAACUUGGUCCCAAUCUUAUUCUUUUCAUGUGCAAUAGGCCUAUGUCAUAUUAUUGAUAAAAUCUUCAGUCUGAUGAUGUUUGCAUUGUGUUACCUCAGCUCCAAGCUUAUCUGGACUUUUACUCACUAUUAAUGUUAUGCUCAAGUUCAAGUGAGUGAAGCAUCAUGGUGAUUCAUUGUAUGUAAACGAAAACUGGAACUGAUUUGUAAAUAUACCAUGAUUAAUCAACCUUGUCUUUCAUUCAUAUGUAGAAACUAGAAUAAUAUCCAUGCACAUUUGUUUUCAUUGCAUGUAAUUACUGAGUGAUGGUUACCUGGACAUACAGAAAUAUAUAUGUAGGUAAGCUAUGAUGUUGCUUGUUAACACCAGGAUGUAUAACUUUGCAUGCACACAGGACAUUGCAGUAAGCCUGUAUCAGUUGCUUGUGUACCAAUGCACCCCAUAUUGUGUAAAUAGUGCUAUGAUCUUCAUUUGCAUUCCAUGUUUUCUCAAUCACUGUAUGAUGACUAACACAUAUUUUGUAAUAAACUAUUUAUUUUUUUAAAUG